Effrenium voratum is the source of this 5507-nucleotide messenger RNA. Lineage: Eukaryota; Dinophyceae; Suessiales; Symbiodiniaceae. The record is from the annotation of a GenBank genome assembly.
GUGGGAGGAGCGUUUUGCAGUUUCAGCCGCCAUGGGCAGACUCGCCGGCGAUGUGGCGGUUGUUUGUCGCAGCCAUGUGCGCGCUGAGUGCAGAUGCGUUGACAACCAACUCAUCUACGGCGACCUCAACCACCUCCAGCACCACCUUUGUCACCAACACUUCUUCUUCGACCUUCACGUCAACCAGCAGCAGCAGCAGUAGCAGCCGUACCUGGACGACUUCCACAUCCAUCACUACUACAACGAGUUCAACCUUCACAACCACUUCUGGCAACUUCACAUCAGGGACGGAGACCACUACCACUGGCACCAACACGAGCCAAACGACCACUUCAACAACGUCCAUGUCCAAUACAACAACGGGCACUUCCACAACCACCAUGACAACCACUACCAAUUCAACCACGACUACAUCCACAACAAGCACGGAGAUCUUCCUCCUGACCAUUGAGGCGGCAGUGCUUUCCCCUUCGGAGCUGGUAGUUGUAUUCAACUACCCAGCCAGGAUAGCGGAGCCUGAGAACACUACCUGGAGCUGUCCUGAUCUCUGGGAAGAGGAGACGGCUGAAAGUUUUGGCAUCGGAGCAACCUGCUUGCCUUCAGACGAUAAACUGCUUCUGCAGGUGACCUUGGGCCAGUGGCCGCGGGUGCAAGUGGGCCACCUGGCUGUCAUGAAGUUCGGCGUUCUGCUGCCGGACGUGAUCGUCUUCGAGCCCACGGAGCUCUCUGCGGUGAUCACAACCACCACGCCUCAGGUGCCUUUACGCGGCGAUCUUGCAGCCCCGGAUGCGGUGCAGCCGUGCUCGACGGUUCGGUUCUCUCUGGGGGCAUCCACGGGCUUCGCCGGGAGAACGCCCGUGAUCGAGUGGCAGUUGGGGAAUGGCACGGAUCCCGCGCUGGCAGCGAUCCUGCAACCCACGUUGGACGAAGCCACUAGCCAGGUGAAGCAAGUGCUCGAGAUCCCGCCGGACAUCUUCUACGAAGCAGUCUCGGCGAGCACACCACAGGAUGAUGUCAGCAACGAAACGGAGAAGGAAGUGGACCUUGACGUCGUAGUGGUGAGCACUAUCAGCAAUUGGCUUGGACAGUCCGAGGAGCUGAGUGCAGUGGUCAAUGUGCUGAAUGUGGAUACACAGCUUCCGCAGAUAAUGCCAGCCACGCGGAAAGAAGUUGAUGUCUUCAGCUAUGAAGAGCUGGAGAUUGCAGUGGAUUUUGCGCCAGCCGUCAGCAUAUCUCGCUGCAUCGUAAAUGCCACAGACGAUCCAAGCGGAGAGAUCGACAUCCAAUGGGAGUACAGAAGGAUAGACGACCGCGCCUGCGAUGCACCUGAUGUGAUAGAAAACAUCUCCGACACCAACGGAUCCAACAGCUCCAACGACUCGAAUGAGACCAACGAGACCUGGGACAACAGCUCCAACAGUUCCAACAGCUCCAAUGCCUCUUGGCUCGUGCCGGUGUCCCCGUGCCUGGCGCAGCUGUGGCGAGGCUUCAACCGGACGGGGCUGGUGGACAAAAGCCCGCGCCCAGGGAAGCUGCACUUUGGAGCCUUCAGCUUCCAGCCGGAGACGCGGCACCAGUUCCGGGCCAGCGCCGGGCUGCAGGGCUAUGUCGGCGAAAAGCCCACGGUCGUUUUCACCGUCAACGUUUUGCCUCGGACAAGGCCUACGGCGGUGAUUUCUGGUCCAACUCGAGUGUCUGCAGUCUGUGGGUUCAACCUCAGCGCUGCUGAUUCAUACGAUGCCUCAGCUCGUGUGCAACCUUCAACGGAGCUGGAGUAUUUCUGGUCCUGUGUGGAGGGUGACUUCUUUGAGAACGCCACUGACAUGGGCAUGUCGUGCGACAACAUGACCGAAGAUUGGAGCGACUCCCCAGAGCUUCACUUGGAAUCCGGUUUCCUGGCUGAGGGCAGCCACACGUUCACGCUUCAGGUGCGCCGGCGAGGUGAGGAGGCUGUCAGCGAAGCGAUGCACGUAGUCCAUGUGAGUAGCCACCCUCAGCCUUUGGUAGUGCUGAAGGUGCCAUGGACCUUUGGUGGGCCUGUUUCAGUUGCAAGGCAUUCUGGUCUGGUCCGGGCUCUCGUAAGUGACUCUUGUCUGAUUCCAAACUGGAAUUGGCAGUGGGUUCUCACCAGAAACGAUGUCGUGCUGGCAUUGCUGAAUACUUCGGUGUUGGAGCAACCUCUUUCUGCUGGCCAGGAAGUUGUGACUUCUGAGUUUCGAGGCGAUUUGCUGGUGCCAGGCUGGUCCUACGAGUAUGCGCUGGUGGGCCUGUCGAACGACACCGCCAAGCGCUUUGCGCCCGGGUGGUACCUCGCGGCGCUGGAGGCGAUGUCCGGGUCGGCGGUGGCGGCGACCUCCGUGCCCUUCCUGGCAGACGGGGUGCCCAGCGAAGGGAUCCUGGAGCUGGCGCCCAGGUCAGGGCCAGCUCUGGGCCGGUUUUCCAUGCAGACCUAUGGGUGGCACGAUGAGGAAGAGGCCAGUCUCAGCUACUCCUUUGUCCGCUUCCCGGCGGACACGGGAGAUGCGUGGGCGGAUGACACUUGGGUAGCGCCGAAGAUGGACUGGAAGAACUCCUCCAGCGAGAGGUAUUUCCGGAAGCUGGGCGGCUUGACGCUUCAGCACUGGGACUCCAGCAGUGUGCUGGCUGACGUGGUCAUGGCACCUGGCACCUUUUUCAUCGUGGUUCGAGUCCGAGAUCGGUUGGGGGGUGAGGCGAGCGCAGCCGUCCUGGGCCCCGUGGUGGCCUCGGAGGAUGUGGCGCUGCAGGAGGUCGCGGAUGCUUUGGAGGCAAGCUUCACCUCCAGGGAUGCCGAUCGUAUUCUGAACACGGUGGACGCUGUUCUGCUCUCGUCCAGAGGUUCUGCGCUGUUCACAGAGCCUCUGCUGGGUGCCUUGGAGGUCGCCCUGGGCAUCAUGGAGCCCAGCGCGGAUGGCUUGGAGAAGAUGGGGCAGGUGGUGGCGUCCCUGGUGGGUGGCUCUGGCGGCGCCCGGUCCGGCGCGCCUCAGGUGGUGAACAAGUCGCAGCUGUCGCGUGCGGCGGACCUCCUACAGAGCUGCGUGGGCCUUGCGGCGGUGCAACCUGCCGGGCUGAGCGAUGCGGUGGCGGUGUCCGUGUUGGAGGCCCUGUCGGGCGUGAACGACGGGAACCGUCUGGGCGACAACACCACGGGGGAUACGAGUGAAGCCGUGAACUUCACAGGUCGAGUGGAGGCGCUCGCGGAUGUCGUUGCACAGGGCCUCCUCUCCAGGCUGCACCUUGGCGAGUCCCUGAGCCUCAGCGGCGUUUUUGAAGGCAGCGGGCUGUCUUUGCAGGUCUCCUGGAGGAAUCCCUUGACGGUGCCGGCCACAGGCUUUGACUAUGGGGACCUCCUGCUGCCCGCAAGUCUCUUCCAAAAUGAGUUUGGGCGUCGCUUGCAGGACAUGACUUGCACAAGCUUGGUUGCAAAGGCAACUUACUGGCACAGAAGCAACCCGUACACCUGGGCAGACCCCAUGAAGGGCGUCAACCAGUAUGUCUUUGCCAACGGGACAGUAGCAGAUAUGGAGCUCAGCCUCUGUGGGUCUCCGUUCUUCUUCAAUGAGACGGAGCCUGAAAGGGCCAUGCGCGUGAGGACCGUCUGGUUGCCUCCGCAGCCGCCUCCCCCGCCUGGCUUCCGAAUGGAAGUGGCAUGCGCUAGGUGGUCCGUCGCGGACCAAGCCUGGCUCAUGACGGGCGUGGAAGUGGAGCGACCCGUGUACUGGGAUGCAGUGGACGUCACCUGCAUCGCUUACGUUGGAGCUGCAGCGUACACGGCAUUGUACAUCCCCGUAGAGGUUACAACCUCCACGACCACAGAGCAGUGGACGCAUCCCACUUACACGACCUUCGAGGUGCCGCCUUUGCCGCCGGUGUAUAUUGUCUCCUGCAAUGAGUCUUUGCUGCCACCAGACCCUGGCCAGGGCUGGAACUGCACGAAACCUGGAGAGGGCCAGGAGUGCCGAUCUGCUUGCAAAGGCUACCCGGAUAUGAUGACCAGCAUGACCUGCUUGAAAGGCUCCGAUUCCUUGGAGUGGUUCGUGACAAACAUCUGCCCGGAUUUCUUCACCACCACGCUGGAUGUAACUGUGAAGGUGCCUUCGGAGGAUGUUGUCUUGGGUAUGGUGCUUAUCUUUCUGUGGAUCCUGAUGUUCACCUGCAGUGCUGCAAUACUCGCGCUCUUUGCCUACGGCGUAUACAAGUUCGUCAUGUACGAGCGGCCUAAGCCUACCUCGCGGGCGAGAAUUGCGCCCUUGGAGCAGGCGGAGGAGGAUCAGGUGGAUCCGGCCUUCGUGGCCUGGGCACGAAGCUGGGCGGCCAGCCCGGCGGUGUCCUCGGCUGUGCUGGAAGCCAAGGCGGAGAAGAGUCUGGCAUCAGCGUCCCAAGAGUCUUUGACGGAUGCAGCAGCCACAAAAGUAUCUGCCUUCACUGAGACCGUGGUGCUGGAGUACAGCGACGAUUGGAGGGAAGAAGUGGACAAGAUGCUGAAGUCGCGUGAGAUUCCCAGGGAAGGGGAAGGCCGGCUCUACUAUGUGGUGAAUACCGUUCGGGAAAUCCUGCAGACGAAAGAUAUUGAGACGCUGCACCGCGUGAACUUCCCACUGACCAUCAACCUGCAGGAGAGUCCUCCGCGAGUGCUGGAAAAGUCGGAAGCGUUCUAUGCCUGGCAGGUGGAGUGGAUCGCGCUCACGGCGGGCCAGGAACCAGCGCAAAAAGCCGAGGCGGAGAUCAUAGCUGCACCAGAGGAGGAGGAGACUGGUAUGGACCACCUGCUGGAUGAGGGGCAGAAGCAGCACGACGACUUGAUGCAGAAGUGGAAACAGCAUGGCGAUCAGAAGUUGAGAAAGGUGGCUGACCAGCCGGAAGGAGACCAGAUUGCCGAGCUGGAUGAGGUGGGAAACGUCUUUGACCGCGCCAGCUCCGGCGGGCUCGUUCGAUCAAGGCAGACCUAUGGCGGGGCGCUUGCGGACACAGCAGCCCAGGCUUCCAGCUACGUCCCAGAACUGCAACAGUCCUUCUACGAGGCGUCCACUUACGCCGACUGGCAGCAAUCCUCGUACGCGGAGGACACAGGCUGGCUAGAAGUCAGAUCUCCGUCUGGAAGGCUCUAUUACUGGAAUCAGUUCACACAAGAGGAGCGCCUUGGCAGUGCAAAGCCAUGGUGGUCGAUUCGAGGAUGAGUGGUUUUUGGGGCAGGCUUCAAAUAGAAACGUCCUGAGGUGGGAGCCGGGGCUUGAUGACACGCUUCAACCCGAAUAGCCUCAGAUGCUGGACUUGCCAUUCCCUUCCCACCAAACCUACGCACAGAAUGCAGCUGUGGCCAAGCCAAAGAGCUGUCAUCAAGUGAUCUGAGUGUCUCAGGUCACGUUUCAUCAUCUCAAAGAAGGUGUCAAAGACAACCCCGCAGUGCAUGAAUUGUGGAGUCUCCAAGCUCACUUGCGCUUGGCAACCGCCUGCCGCAUGAGCAGCUAGUGAAACUGGCGCGUGCCAGC